Messenger RNA from Lentinula edodes (shiitake mushroom), 729 nucleotides. RefSeq lists its product as uncharacterized. The coding region runs from base 1 to 729 and encodes 242 amino acids. Gene Ontology annotation, biological process: C-terminal protein methylation. NCBI's taxonomy places the organism in Eukaryota, Fungi, Basidiomycota, Agaricomycetes, Agaricales, Omphalotaceae. The record is from RefSeq and is a predicted model, not a curated record. The transcript has 2 exons. Gene Ontology annotation, cellular component: membrane. Gene Ontology annotation, molecular function: protein C-terminal S-isoprenylcysteine carboxyl O-methyltransferase activity.
AUGUCUUUGGCUCGAGCCACACUCGUCAUUGUCCAAGCCCUCACGAACCAUUGGGCGUGUACUCCUCCGAAUCCCACACAGCAAAAGAGUCGUUACCACACCGAAGAAUUGUACCUUUUACAGAUUGCUCCGUUGGUUUUCAAGUUACAUAUGAUUAUCAUAUGGAUAUGUGCUUUCUUCGAAGUCAUAUACUACCUCAGCACUUUGUCAAUAUUUGGUACGACGACAAUUCUAUCCUCAGUAUCACCUUUCGCCUCGCCCCUCUUGAAGACACUUGCAUGUCCUGCGACAUCAACACCACGCAUUGGCAUCUCGCCCUUUUUUGUUAUUGGAAUCGUGGCCGUCGUUCUGGGGUCUUAUAUCCGCUUAGACUGUUUUAAAACACUCGGGAAGUUGUUCACGUUUGAUCUCACUGUUCAUCCCGAACACCGUCUCGUUACGUCCUCGUUUUACGCAUACGUGCGACACCCAGCUUACACAGGGAGCAUGCUCCUCGUCGCUGGUAUAGCUUUUUCCCACCUCACCGAGGGGAGCUGGCUGACCGAGUGCGGGCCUCUGAAGAGCAACGGGAGUGCUUUGGUCGUCUGGGCUGCCUGGUGGGUGUGGACAUUGGCUGUGGGCGUAAGUAGGGCAGAAGCAGAGGAUAAGCAAAUGCAAAAAAUGUUUCCUGGGGAGUGGGAGAGGUAUGCGGAGAACGUGGCUUGGUGGUUUUUCCCUGGGUUGGCUUAG